CCGCUGGGUGUCGGGAGGGUCUCAGCGGUGGGUGCUGCCAGGAGCCAGCCCGGGUCCUGCGGUGGGUGCUGGACGUGGAGCGCUGAAGCGCUCUGCCCCCUUCCCGGCGAGGGAGAGGUGGGCCCUUUUCCAAACCCUGAGAACUGCAAUUGUCCUUCCCUUUCUGUGCAGGGGAGGGGAAGGAUGCUGCCUUUGGAGAUUCUCAGUGGUGCUCCUUAAUCAAGCAGACGGGUUUUGACUCCUUUUGUCACUGUGCUAUUUUGGUUUUUUCUUUUCUUUUUUUUCUUUUCCCACUAAACAUCCCAAGCGUUUUCAGCCUCUGGCUCAAAGAUCAGAGAGCAAGAGAGCCAGCUCUCCUAAUCGUGAAUGAACUGCUCGUUUUGCUUGCUUGUGCAAGCAUAAUGUGGUGUCUUUGUAGUGGAAGGGGAAGGAAAAAAAAAACAACCACUUUUGGAAAAUACUUGUCAUUCAAGAUAACCCAACGUGCUUUACCGGGAGCUGCAGCAGAGCAGUGAGGGAUAUAUUUAGCUCACUGUGUGCUCAGGAUUGCUUUGCCUUUGGCGUUUGGGAUUCCUGUGCUGGGGCAAGUAGCAGUGGCUAGAAUGUGUGUGAAGAUUUCCCUCUGCCUCCUCCCCUUCCCCUCCUUUGAGCCAGGCUUGGAAACCCGCACAACCCAAUUCAGAUGGUCAUUUAGAUAGGAUACCUGCUGAGUGCAUAAUCCCUCAGUUACAGUAGCACCAAUGGCCCUAUUGUGCCUAGUGCUGUGUAAGUGUAAUUAACACCCUACCUCUGCAAGCAAGGUUUGCAGGCGCAUGUGUAAGAACUGUAUAUUCCCCAUAGUAACUCUUCUCAUUUGCCUAUUUAAGAAAAAAAGCUGCUGGUCACAAAACGACCUUGGGGAUUUUUUUUUUUUUUUUGAAGGACAUGUUGGUUAUUUGGCAGGGGCAGCCCUGUAACCUGGGGAAUGUUUGUUGUGCCCCUUGAAAGCUUGCCCAGAGUUGGCCAAAUUAUAUUGUCAGUAUACAAAGUUAUUUGAGACUUGCUUCUAAACAGUAUGAAAAGGCUGGCUGUGUUUUUAGUAUAUUCUAAUUUAAGUUCCUACUUUGAGACAGAUCAUUGUUAGAAAUACAUACCACGCAUGGGUACGGAUAGUAGAGUAGCAGGAAUAUUUUUCUUCCUUCCCCCCAUUUCCACUUUUGCCUGCAGAAAAUAAGUUGGGAAAAGCUCUUUCACCGACUGACCCUUCUCAAUGCUUAUCACUCAGAAAAUCUUUACCUUGGGAGACAGGCAAGCACCAAUCACUCUUUUUAAUAGACUUUUAGAAUAAAAUAAAGGGAACUCAGAAAGCUAGGAAUGAAUUUAUUUUUAGUAUCACAAUCUGAGUGGUGUUCGCUUAGCUCUCCUGCAAGCUCCAUGCGCUGUCUGUAUGGCCUUGGCUACACUUACUAUAGCAUUUACUCAUGUUUUUUUCCCCAAGGCAAGGGAUAGAUCCCAUGAAGUUCUCAGUUCUCUGUGGUCCACAUAUUAUCCCCUCUUUAUCAAGUGUUAUCCCCUCUUCAUCGGAGGAUCUAUGGCCAGAAUCAGUCUUGUGUUUCCCUGCCUUGUUUAGCCUAGAGGUGAAAUUUAAUGUGGCUUGGUGCUUUUUUACAGCUACUGUGUGACUUGGGUACAUGCAUCAACAUUAACUGAUGGUGCUUGUUUUAAUUUGCAAUGUAUGUAGGCAUUUUGUAUAUGUUCAUAUAGUAGGGAGCAUCACAUUUAUAGAUCAGAUAUUCAAAGGAAAUGCUUAACAGCAACGUGGUAUCCAGCUGAGUCAGCAUAUUAGCAUCUUCUGUAGUUUGUCGCUGUCCCUUUGUGUAUACAACAGUUUGUGUGUAGGUCACUUCAGGAAGACACGUGUGUUUAAAUAGCUUUAAACUGGUGGCCUUCACUGGCUUUGCUGAUCUGUGUUUUGGAGUAAAUCUCCCUUUUCUCCUCUGCAACUCAUCUGGGCUGCCAAAUGUAGUAUAAUUCCACUAUCCCUGGUUCCUGUAAAGGCUUGGUCCUGAUCUUACUUGCUAAGCCAACAGAGACCUAUUUUGCUGUUUCUCUGGGCUAGUCUUCUGAUGUGUUAUCAAGUGCAAGUGGCUCAUGGAGGAGUCCAGCGGCCCAGUCAGUGCUGGCAGAGGAAGAACAAGUUUCUGAUAUUAUCCAGCCUUGGGAGUUUGUGCCAAGGACCUUCUUGAGCCUGCACGAGCCUGAUGUUGCCACUUUGCGUCGUGACACUAGAGGUUUGGAUGCCUCCGGAUCCCAUUCUUUCGUGGAGGUCGAGCCUCCGUCCCUGCAGGAGGCUCUGCGGGACGGUGUCCUGCCGAGCCCUGCCUGUGGAAACUGGCUGUCCCCAGAGCUGCUGGAGCAUUGUUUCCUUGAGUGGUGUGGCAAUGCUUCCUAAUAAAAUUCCCUUGGUUUUCUUGAAAAAGUCCUUUCUUGAAAAUUCUCCAGCACGGAAGUUUCAUCACUCACUCUUAAGUAGACUCAGUUGCAAAGCCAUGUGUUUGAGCGGGACGUUGGGAGCAGAUGUCAGCAGAUCUGUGAACGUGCUCAACGAGAAACCGUGCGGAGGGCGGCAGGCGAGCAGGGAGAGACGUGGUGGACGGUGCUGGCGAUGGGGUGUAGCAGGAGAGCACAGCGAUGGAGGGCUGUGGUAGAGAAGAGGGGACUGGAGGUUGCAGAAAACGUAGAGGAAGGGACAGGCGGUGGCAGGGCGUAGCGAGACGGCUGUGCGUGGGGCUGUGCCUUUGGUUGUUGUGGAUAGGGGUAGGAGUGAGCGGGUGGCCUGGAAGGAUGGUAGUUCAACUUGGCUUUCCAGCCCUGCUAGGAGGAAGAGAUGCGAUGCCCCUGUCUCCUUCGAAACCAAGCUGGGACGAUGCAACCGGUAACCGUCGGUGAAGGUUCACCCUCCUAUCUUUGCUGAAAAGGCUCCGUUUCUGUUACUUCAGCCUCAGAAAUUCUCACUCCACGCUGUCUCUUUUUCCCCUGCGCGUGCUACCCUCUUCCAUUUCAGGACUUGCGAACAGACCCAGAGCAGCGGCCGCCACCGCCACGGAGUCGCAAGAUGGUGGAAGAGGGAUGGCUGUAAAAUGGCGGCUGGGAGCCUGGCUGCGCGCCCUGCGCCGAAGGGAUUUCUGGAGCAGGUUCCCGCGGCGUUCGGCUGCUGCCCUCUGCCCGCUCCCUGGGAGACGGCAGCCGGGAGCUGAGCUGCUGAUGCAUGAGCUGCUGGGGGCCAGCCCCCUUAGGUUUCACAGAUACCUGAAGAAUUUUUAUCUGAGAGUGGAAAACUGGCUUCCGUGGUGUGUGUAAAUGAGCCCUGUUUGCAUGUGGAUAUACCUAUGAAUAGUAGCUGACUCUAGCGAUCCCCUCUCUGUAGCGUGUAUUGAUUUCUGUAGACCUUCACUCGGCAUCCGAAGAAGCCUCUGGCUCUGACUCUGCAAGCCAGUCUGAAAGUGAGCAGGGCAGCGAGCAGGGCAGCGAGUCAAACAGCAGCUCGGAGUCCUCUGAAAGUCAGUCUGAAUCCGAAAGUGAAUCAACAGGUUCGAAAUCCCAGCAGACCCCUCCUGAAACCAAAGAAAAACCGGCCUCUAAGAAGGAAAGGAUAGCAGAUGUUAAAAAGAUGUGGGAAGAAUAUCCUGAUGUUUAUGGGGUUAGGAGGUCAAACCGAAGCAGACAAGAACCGUCGCGAUUUAAUAUAAAAGAUGAGGCAAGUAGUGAAUCUGAAAAUGAGAGCCCAAAAAGAAGAGGCCAGAAGCAAAUGAAAAAAACAAGUAAAUGGAAAAGAGAGGUCUCUGGUGAAGAAGAGGAUGAAGAUGGAGGGGAGCAAGGCACCAGUGGAGAGAGUGAGCCUGAACCGAAGAAAGUUAAAGCAAGAAGACCUGCCCAAAGGAGAACAGUGGCCAAAACUAGUGUUAAAAAGCCUCACAAAACCCAGCGUGGGAAGAAGAGAAAGAAACCAGACUCAUCUGAAGAUGAUGAUGAUGAUGAAGAUGAUGAGACUCCCAAGAGACAAACUCGACGAAGAGCAGCCAAAAAUGUCAGUUACAAAGAAGAUGAUGAUUUUGAGACGGAUUCUGAUGACCUGAUAGAGAUGACUGGGGAAGGAGCUGAUGAACAACAAGACAACAGUGAAACUAUUGAGAAAGUCUUGGACAUCAGGCUUGGAAAAAAAGGAGCCACUGGUGCUUCCACCACAGUGUAUGCAACUGAAGCCAAUGGCAACCCAAGCGCUGGCUUUGAUCCUGAAAAGGAUGAGGGAGAAGUUCAGUACCUGAUCAAAUGGAAAGGCUGGUCAUACAUCCAUAGCACAUGGGAGAGUGAAGAGUCCCUGCAGCAGCAGAAAGUGAAGGGCCUGAAAAAGCUAGAAAACUUCAAGAAAAAAGAGGAGGAGAUCAAGCAAUGGCUGGGCAAGGUAUCACCUGAAGAUGUAGAAUAUUUCAACUGCCAGCAAGAGCUAGCUUCAGAGCUGAACAAACAGUAUCAAAUAGUGGAGAGAGUAAUUGCUGUGAAGACCAGCAAGUCUGCGACAGGGCAUUCAGAUUUCCCAGCAAACAGUCGCAAAACAUCCUCAAAUGACCCAGAAUACCUGUGUAAGUGGAUGGGGCUGCCCUAUGCCGAGUGCAGCUGGGAAGACGAGGCUCUGAUAAGCAAGAAAUUUCAGCACUGCAUUGACAGCUUCAACAAUCGUAACAACUCCAAAACGAUUCCUACCCGGGACUGCAAGGUGUUGAAGCAGAGACCGAGGUUUGUUGCCUUGAAGAAACAGCCUUCUUACAUUGGUGGUGAGAACCUGGAGCUGCGAGAUUACCAGCUGGAGGGCCUCAACUGGCUUGCUCACUCAUGGUGCAAGAACAACAGUGUGAUCCUGGCUGAUGAAAUGGGCCUGGGCAAGACAAUUCAGACAAUAUCAUUCCUGUCAUACCUCUUCCAUCAGCACCAGCUGUAUGGCCCUUUCCUUGUUGUGGUGCCCUUGUCCACUCUCACCUCAUGGCAGAGAGAGUUUGAAGUGUGGGCACCCGAGAUAAAUGUGGUGGUUUACAUCGGAGACCUCAUGAGCAGGAACAUGAUACGUGAAUAUGAGUGGAUCCACUCUCAGUCUAAAAGGUUGAAAUUCAAUGCACUUAUUACAACAUAUGAGAUCCUUCUCAAGGAUAAGGCUGUUUUGGGAAGUAUUAACUGGGCCUUUCUAGGCGUGGAUGAAGCCCAUCGGUUGAAAAAUGAUGACUCUCUGCUGUACAAAACGUUGAUUGAUUUCAAGUCCAACCACAGGCUGCUGAUCACUGGCACCCCACUUCAAAAUUCACUCAAAGAGCUCUGGUCUCUGCUGCAUUUCAUCAUGCCGGAGAAGUUUGAGUUCUGGGAAGAUUUUGAAGAGGAUCACGGGAAGGGUAGAGAGAAUGGCUACCAGAGCCUUCACAAAGUCCUGGAGCCAUUUCUCCUACGCAGAGUGAAGAAGGAUGUGGAGAAAUCUUUGCCAGCCAAAGUGGAGCAGAUCCUCCGGGUGGAAAUGUCUGCUUUGCAGAAACAGUAUUACAAGUGGAUUUUGACAAGAAACUACAAAGCUCUUUCAAAGGGAACGAGGGGGAGCACAUCAGGUUUUCUGAACAUUGUGAUGGAGUUGAAAAAGUGCUGCAACCAUUGCUACCUUAUCAAACCUCCUGAGGAAAACGAGAGAGAGAAUGGCCUUGAGACCCUGCAGUCUCUGAUCAGGAGCAGUGGAAAACUAAUCCUCUUGGACAAGCUGCUGACCAGGCUGCGGGAGAGAGGCAACAGAGUGCUGAUCUUCUCCCAGAUGGUGAGGAUGCUGGACAUCUUGGCAGAGUACCUGACUAUCAAACACUACCCUUUUCAGCGCUUGGACGGCUCGAUCAAAGGGGAGAUCCGAAAGCAGGCGCUGGACCACUUCAACGCUGACGGCUCUGAGGACUUCUGUUUCUUGUUGUCAACACGAGCUGGUGGGCUGGGAAUUAAUUUGGCCUCUGCUGAUACUGUUGUUAUCUUUGACUCGGACUGGAACCCCCAAAAUGAUCUUCAGGCUCAGGCUCGGGCUCACCGUAUUGGACAAAAGAAGCAGGUGAAUAUUUACCGCCUUGUCACAAAGGGUACAGUAGAGGAGGAGAUCAUUGAGAGGGCCAAGAAGAAAAUGGUGCUGGAUCAUUUGGUUAUCCAGCGUAUGGACACCACUGGCCGGACCGUUCUGGACAACAACUCUGGGAGAUCUAACUCAAAUCCAUUCAACAAAGAGGAGCUGACAGCUAUUCUGAAAUUUGGAGCUGAAGAUCUCUUCAAGGAGCUUGAAGGGGAAGAGUCAGAGCCUCAGGAGAUGGACAUUGAUGAGAUUUUGCGUCUGGCUGAAACACGAGAGAAUGAAGUGUCCACCAGUGCCACCGAUGAGCUCCUCUCCCAGUUUAAGGUGGCCAACUUUGCAACCAUGGAGGAGGAAGAGACAGAGCUGGACGAGCGGUCCCAAAAGGACUGGGAUGAUAUUAUUCCAGAGGAGCAGAGGAAAAAGGUGGAGGAGGAAGAAAGGCAGAAAGAAUUGGAGGAAAUCUACAUGCUGCCUCGAAUCCGGAGCUCAACUAAAAAGGCUCAGACAAAUGACAGUGAAUCAGAUGCAGAAACUAAGAGAAGGCUUCAGAGAUCAUCUGGAUCAGAAAGCGAGACUGAUGAUACCGAUGAUGAGAAGAGACCAAAGCGCAGGGGGCGUCCUCGGAGUGUUAGAAAAGAUACUGUGGAAGGAUUUACUGAUGCUGAAAUCAGGAGGUUUAUCAAGGCUUACAAGAAGUUUGGAUUGCCCCUUGAAAGGCUGGAGUGUAUUGCCCGGGAUGCUGAGCUGGUGGAUAAGUCUGUGGCUGAUCUAAAACGGUUAGGGGAACUCAUCCACAAUAGCUGUGUGUCAGCAAUGCAAGAAUAUGAGGAGCAGCUGAAAGAAAAUCCAGGUGAAGCAGGGAAAGGACCUGGAAAAAGAAGAGGUCCUACUAUCAAGAUUUCUGGUGUCCAAGUCAACGUGAAAUCUAUCAUCCAGCAUGAAGAGGAGUUUGAAAUGCUGCAUAAAUCCAUUCCCACGGACCCAGAGGAAAGGAAGAAGUACCGCCUGACAUGCCGUGUCAAAGCUGCCCAUUUUGAUGUAGACUGGGGAGUGGAGGAGGAUUCUCGCUUGUUAGUGGGAAUUUACGAGCAUGGUUAUGGAAACUGGGAGCUAAUUAAAACAGAUCCGGAAUUGAAGUUAUCUGAUAAGAUCCUACCUGUUGAGACAGAUAAGAAACCUCAGGGAAAACAGCUCCAGACCCGAGUUGAUUAUCUGCUGAAACUGCUGAAGAAAGAUCUGGACAAGAAAGAAAACAUGAAAGAUGGGGAAGAGGGUAAGCUAAAGAAGAGGAAACCACGAGUGAAAAAAGAGAACAAGGCUCCCAAAGUCAAAGAUGAGCAUGGGAAUGAACUCUCUUCUCCUCGGCACUCAGACAACCAGUCAGAAGAAGGUGAAGUCAAGGAGGAUGGCUUGGAAAAGAGUCCAGUGAAAAAGAAACAGAAGAAGAAAGAGAACAAAGAGAACAAGGAAAAACAGACAACCACUAAGAAAGAAAAGGAAAGUGAUAAAGAGAAAAAGAAGACAAAAGACAAGAAGGAGAAGCCUAAAGGUGGUGAAGCCAAAUCUGGAAGUAAAGGGAAGAGAUCGCAAGGUCCCGUCCACAUUACUGCAGGGAGUGAACCAAUCCCCAUUGGAGAAGACGAGGAUGAUGAUCUGGACCAAGAAACGUUCAGCAUAUGCAAGGAAAGGAUGAGACCAGUCAAAAAAGCACUGAAGCAACUCGAUAAGCCUGAUAAGGGACUGACGGUUCAAGAACAGCUGGAGCACACACGCAACUGUCUCCUAAAAAUUGGGGACCGCAUCUCUGAGUGCCUUAAAGCCUACACUGACCAGGAUCAUAUCAAGCUAUGGAGGAGGAACCUGUGGAUAUUUGUGUCAAAAUUCACAGAAUUUGAUGCCAGAAAACUGCACAAACUCUACAAGAUGGCUCAUAAGAAAAGAUCGCAGGAAGAGGAGGAGCAGAAGAAGAAGGAGGACAUGUCCAGCAUGAAGAAGCCGUUCCGCCCGGAGCCUUCAGGCUCCAGCCGCGAUUCUGUGAUGUCCCAGUCUCACGUGCCUCACAAUCCUCAUUCCCAGAAGAUCCACCUGCCCCCUUCCCAUGCCCAGCAACAGAUGCACGGGCAUCCGCGUGACAACUAUGGCCAUCCAAACAAGAGACAUUUCAGCAACACAGACCGAGGAGAAUGGCAGAGGGAUCGAAAGUUCAACUAUGGUGGCAACAGCAACCAGAUGUGGGGUGGAGAGCGGCAUCACCAGUAUGAGCAGCACUGGUACAAGGACCACCACUACGGGGAUCGACGAUCUCGUGGAGAGCCCCACCGGAGCUCUGGGAACUACAGACCAAAUAACCUCUCCCGCAAGAGGCCAUACGAACAGUACAACAGUGACCGAGACCACAGAGGCCACCGAGAUUAUUACGACAGGCACCACCACGAUUCCAAGCGUCGAAGAUCUGAUGAGUUCAGGCCUCAGAACUACCACCAGCAGGAUUUCCGACGGAUGUCUGAUCACAGGCCACCCAUGGGAUACCAUGGCCAAGGACCUUCGGACCACUACCGGUCUUUUCACACAGACAAAUCGGUAGAUUACAAACAGCCUCUCCCUCCACCUCACCCUGCAGUGUCGGACCCUCGCUCACCCCCCUCUCAGAAAUCUCCCCACGAUUCCAAGUCACCUCUUGAUCACAGGUCACCUCUGGAUAGGUCCUUAGAACAGAAAACCAAUCCAGAUUAUAACUGGAACAUUCGGAAAACAUAAAGUGACUGAGAGGGGGAAAGCGCACGUCUGAAAUACUUGGUUUGAUGCAACAGUGGCUGGUUUCUCCAAGCCAGCAACCAGGAACUCUGAACAUGCUGCUAUCAUCUUGCUGGGUCAAGGAGGAUUUUGGGGGAGUAGGUGAAGGAAGAUUUUCCCUAGCUCUUGGUUCUGGUUUGGAUUCCUGUUUCCUUUCCCCUCUUCUACCAUUGAAUGCUGGAACCAGCCUUGCUGCCUCAUUCUUUGUUUUGUUUUUGUUUUCCCCAAUCCAGUGGACCCAAGGGAAUAUUCCCUAGCCAGUGUUUCCCCAAACCAAGAAGGCGGAUCGAUGCUGCUUAGGAUUGUGCAGAAGGCUGUGUGCCUCUUCUGACUUGAUGUUACAUGACAGAUGCUGCUUUGGGGUUGGGGAUAAACUGGUUGGGCUGUUUAACCAGCAUAGGGCAAUGGGAGGAUAUAUUCAAGGAGGGACAGGAGAGUCCCUCAGCAGACAAGCUUGGUUGAAAGAGGGACUUGAUGUCCCUGCAGAGUGACUCCAAAGGAGUUGGAGCCAUGCUGGUGACAAUCCAUUGCUUUCCUGGCCACACUAUCAUUUCCAUGUCUUUAUCCAUUUCAAGAAACUGGCUCUGCUUUGAUUGUGUCCCCUGCAACAGAAGAGGUAUGGGGGACCUUCCUCCUAUCUCCAGAGCUGGAACUGGCAAAUCUUGACUUUGGGGGGCUUUGGGAUAUGUGAAAAAAAGACAGACUUCCUUAACAAAGUCUUAGUUCACUUCCCACCAGUAGGAAAGAAAUUGGGUUGACAACAAUAUUUCCCAGUGGACAGGACUCAGGAAUUCAUAACAGAACGCCUCUUCUCUUCUGACAUGGGCAGCUUGGAUGAUCCAGGAGCUAACAGAUGUUGGCUGGGAGCUGCAAGGUCAAAAAAUGGCUCUAGGCAUCUGGGGAUCCUGAAGCACCUAAUCUCCCUGCCACUAAAGUCUGGUCUUUGGGCAUCAUUUCUCUCUGCGCUUCGCGAAACAGUGAUCACAAACCCUUACUGCAACCAAAGGAUAAGGAUGGUAGAGCAGAGUUAAACAGGAAUCCAAUGGACUGAUCACUGUUCAGCGAACUGUCACCUUCCUGCCACUGUUCCAGCAGUCAGCAGUAACUCUGAAUUGCUAAGAGUACCUGCACUGAAAGACCUUCUGUCUGUCUAAACUGGAAAUGUGCCUGGGGGCUUAGCACCUAAGUGAGCAGGGAGACAAUAAGGAAUUCAGGACUGAGUCCUUAAAAAUCCUUGGAGCAAAUGUCUUAGGAGCCCAGCAUGGCAGAGGGAAAAGAGGAGUCUGCAGCCCAGCUCGGUGGACUUCAGAGCAAACACUCCUCCAAGUAUUUGAGCCACAGCGUAUGAUGCAGAACAGUGUCCAGCCUGGAGACAGGUGUGGUGAGAGGGGUUGUGCACAGAUUGCUGGCCAGAAGUAGCUUGGGUGAUUAUUUUUCAGGUCCUAGGUCUUUGUUUGUAGAGUCACAUCCCUGGAGACCACAAAGCUCUCCCAACAGCUGGGCUGCCCAGAGCGUGGUGUCUGGGGAUGCGACAUCUCCCGGAGCUCAGUAUUAAAGACCAGGCUGUUCCAGACUCCUUUUUGGUGGGGGAAUGAAGCUGGGCCCCCUACUGAGAUGCCAGUAUCUGACCCUAAUAAGCUGUCGUGUCCUUUCCCCGAAAGACUUCAGGGGAGAUGGGUGUUCAGGGCUGGCUUCCUGACUCCAGCCAGUGCCUUGGAAGGCGCACACAAACCGACACUAAUACCCCCAUGUUGCCCCUCCAUGCAGUGCAUCCCUUGAAAUCUGCGGCUGUUAGUCACUCCUUUCUGAGCCCACUGCUUUAAAGGGACAGACAGGAAGUGUUUUGCUCCCCUUUUGUUUUUAUUUUGCAAGAUUUCUACCAAAUGCAGGGCAGUUUUGCUUCCUUAGGGGCACUGUUCUGCCCCAAGAAAGUGUUACGCUUGUGUUUACUUGUGCAGGAGGAGGUGAAGGCAAGUCUUCCACAGUCCCCCUUGGAGCUGCUGGGUUGAUGAGAGGUGUUGAGAUAGCAUGUUUCCGCGGUGUUUCUCACUAAGCUGUGAUUGCAGGCACGCUUUGUUGUGAUAUUCCGCAAAGAGGUCCUUUCUUUUCAGAGGUAUUAGCUUUUAAUGUGAAAAUGGAAGAAACCUCGGAGGUGCAAAGAGUUGCUCUUUUUGUUCACCAAGUGGUGCUAUCGUGAUAGAAAGUUCGUGCCAUACACUUGUAGCGAAAUGCAAUACUGGCCAGACCAGUGUUAUGGUUGGUGCAGGAAAACUUUGAACCCCAGCAAGAGGCAUUUUCUGUGUCUAGACAUGGGGGUUUCUGCUCAUCCUGGGUUCCAGGUAUGAAGUUGGUUGUGGUUUCCUUCUUGCGCAACAGCAAAAGCUUUACCCAUAUCCACCGAAGAGCUGUCCCUGCUGUUACGUUAGCCUGAGACUGAAGUCACAUAGUUUUGUUCACUCAUGGUGGGUGGGUCUUCACUGGGUUUGGCUUUAAUGAAGCUGGAGAACUAGAUUUGGGAGAAAGUCCUCCCUGAGUGCGCACACACAUGCAUGCAUUUUAUGUCCUCUCAACAUAGGGACCAUAACCAGACACAGUCAUUUGGAUGUGAGCGGGAUCGGAGGGGACAGGUCCACAGCCAUAAACUUCACUGCGGUGUUUGUGACAACAUCUGGUACAGCUCUUCUUUCCAGACCAGCUGCGGGAUUCCCUCUAGCCUCUUUGCAGGAAAAAGUAGCAACUUGCUGGGUUUUUAUUUUAAAAAAAAUUGUUUUUCAGCCUGACCUUUUGGGAAAUGGUGUAAACUUGUGAAUUCACAUGAUGGAAGUCCUGCAGACUGAAACACGCUGCAGGGACAGGCGAUGUGGUGCCCAACCAAAAUGGAUACUUAACAGUGCUCUGAAGUCCUUACAUGAACAGUUUAAGUGAUCCAUGCAGAAAUACUAUUCUGCUUUCAGCCGUUUCCUCCCGACCUCCUCCUUCCCUCUGGGGAGAGAAGGUCUCUUACUGUAAAAAUGUGGACUUUUAAACCUGUUGACUAAAAACAGUAAUUAAUAUUAAUUUAUAUUUGUGAAAAAAUGCCACUGUCCUAGUGAUUUCUGAUGUAAAUAUGUUGUUUAUAUAGUAUGUAUUAAAUUUUCCUACAUUGUAAAACUGCUGUACUUUUGAUUCUUGUAUAUUAAAAAGUGUUACUGAGAUUUUCA
Molecule: messenger RNA, 12111 nt
Organism: Haliaeetus leucocephalus (bald eagle)
Lineage: Eukaryota; Metazoa; Chordata; Aves; Accipitriformes; Accipitridae
Gene: CHD2
Product: chromodomain helicase DNA binding protein 2
Exons: 40
Coding region: 3650-8875 (1741 amino acids)
Biological process (GO): nucleosome organization; regulation of transcription by RNA polymerase II
Cellular component (GO): nucleus; chromatin
Molecular function (GO): chromatin binding; histone binding; ATP hydrolysis activity
Source: RefSeq, a predicted model, not a curated record